Morus notabilis is the source of this 1062-nucleotide messenger RNA. RefSeq names its product protein STRICTOSIDINE SYNTHASE-LIKE 12. The record is from RefSeq and is a predicted model, not a curated record. Lineage: Eukaryota; Viridiplantae; Streptophyta; Magnoliopsida; Rosales; Moraceae. The coding region runs from base 1 to 1062 and encodes 353 amino acids. Gene Ontology annotation, biological process: biosynthetic process. The transcript has 3 exons. Gene Ontology annotation, molecular function: strictosidine synthase activity.
AUGGCUAUAAAAACUGAUGCAGAUUGUUAUGCAUCUUCAUUCAAUUUUAGACAAUUUGGCUUUAAUGAAACAGUGACCAUGCUCCUCAUUCUCCUCAUCUUCCUUUCUGUGCCCUCUAAUUAUAUUGUUCUUUCUCAACAAAUAUCGACCUUUCGGAAGCUUAAUCUGCCAACAACUUCAGUAGGUCCUGAACCUAUAGAUUUCGAUGCCCUUGGUAGAGGACCGUAUACAGGCAUCUCUGAUGGUAGAAUUGUUAGAUAUGACAAACGUACAUCAAGUUUCGUUGAUUUUGCCUUUGCAUCGCAGAAUAGGUCAAAGGCAGUGUGUGAUGGAACAAAUAGUCCAGCUUUACGCCCUGUUUGUGGGAGGCCAUUAGGUAUCGAAUUCUUCCAUCGGAGGAAUUUGCUAUUUAUUGCCGAUGCUUUUGCAGGGCUGUGUGUGGUUGGACCAAAUGGAGGACUUGCAACCCAACUUGCCACUACUGCAGAAGGAAUAUCUCUCAGAUUUUUAAACGGUUUGAGUGUUGAUCAACAUACUGGAGAUGUCUAUUUUACAGAUUAUAGUUCAAGAUUCUUGCAAACCCAAAUCCAACAAGCAAUUGCUGCCAAUGACUCAACGGGAAGGUUGCUCAAGUAUGAUUACAGAACUAAAAACGUUACAGUGCUGCUACUAAGGGGCCUUUCUGGGGCAAACGGUGUUGCAAUCAGUUCCGAUGGCACGUACCUACUUUUCGCCGAGUCCAUCGCUAACAGAACUCAAAGAUUUUGGCUACGUGGGGCUAGAGCUUUUACGUCUGAAGUUGUGGCCAAUUUUCAGGGAAUGCCUCGUAAUAUUAGGAGGACACCUUCUGGAGAUUUCUUGGUGGGAGUGAGCGUACAGAGGCCAGGAGCACCAAGUAUAGUCCCCACGGCAAUAAGAAUCAAUGGCGCAGGCCAGAUUUUGCAGACUUUGCCACUUGACCACUACUAUAACACUACUGUUAUCAGUGAAUUUCUACAGCGUGGCUCGAGGUACUAUGCAGGAUCCGCCCAGGCGAAUUUUGUUGGUGUUUUUAAUUGGUAA